Molecule: messenger RNA, 1179 nt
Organism: Aureobasidium namibiae CBS 147.97
Lineage: Eukaryota; Fungi; Ascomycota; Dothideomycetes; Dothideales; Saccotheciaceae
Exons: 2
Biological process (GO): telomere maintenance via telomere lengthening
Molecular function (GO): double-stranded telomeric DNA binding; protein homodimerization activity
Source: RefSeq, a predicted model, not a curated record
CGAACUCUUUUUGACCAAACUCGCAAGGUUUACGCCAAAAGUGCAGUCUUCAUUGACAUGCACACCUUGCCCGCUUUCACUGCGUCGCAGCACGAAAUUGUACGCAAAGCUAACCGUGCAAUUUUCAUCUCGAGCAUCCUCGAAGGCCACGACAUCAGCUUCUUCGACCUAGACUGCCGUUUUAUGGAAACUUUCAUCUGUCCGGGCCAGCGCUUGCUUAAGUGGCAGGGCACCAUCUUCCUCGAGCUGAAGACACAGGCAUACAUCGCUGCUCUCAUGAACAAUGACGGCCCGUCAGAAGCCUUGCUGGACGAACUGUUCCCUAAUGACUUGGCGGAUCAACUCUUGUCUCGUCAUCCAGAUGCUCCUACCCUCGCACCUAGCGAACAAGACUUCCUUGACAGAGCCCGCGCUAGGAAACAAUAUCUCUUCGACGAACCAUCAUACGAUGCAUACCAGACUUUGCCUCGGAAAUAUGGUUGGCAUGAUUUCUUGCGUGAAUUUGCCGUGGCACUCAGCAAAAAUGUUGAGGCCAUAAUCAACAAUCCCGCACGAACUCCCAUCAGUCAACCUGGAGUCAUCUCACCAUCCUACGCAGCCGGUAGUCGUGGAACACCGUCAUCAGGCAGAUUUGGAAGCUUGAGUAGUCCGCUAGCUGGUGCUCAAGAUCAAAGCAAUGGUCUCGGAGAUCAAAGCAGCCUACUGGCGGAAAGUACUCAACGGCAACCUACGCCGUUACGAGCAGUCCAGGGAACACCCGAGAUCGGCCAAUCCAAGACCUCACCAAAAGCACGGCCAAAGCCAAAGACAGGCGGUAGCGCCACGCAACGGCAGCCUUGGAAGCAAGAAGAGGAAGACGCACUGAUGGCUGGUCUGGCCGAAGUCAAAGGGCCCCACUGGUCACAGAUCCUCAGUUUGUAUGGCCGCGGUGGUAGUGUCAGCGAAGUGCUCAAAGACAGGAAUCAAAUCCAGCUCAAGGACAAGGCCCGCAACCUCAAACUAUGCUAUCUCAAGAUGGGCAAGGAGGUACCGGAAUGUCUACGAGGUGUCACUGGAGAACUUCGCAAGCGAGGCGGCGCACGCGUACGUGCUGCGCUGGGUUUGACAGACGACAACGGACCUCCAUCGAAGAAAGGCUCGCGAUCAGGCACACCGCUUGAUCCGUCGCUGAAGGCGUGA